Molecule: messenger RNA, 2884 nt
Organism: Cuscuta epithymum
Lineage: Eukaryota; Viridiplantae; Streptophyta; Magnoliopsida; Solanales; Convolvulaceae
Source: the annotation of a GenBank genome assembly
CUUCAUCCUCAAAAUGGGUUAUCGAUUCAGGGGCAACAGAUCAUAUGACAGGAUCUGGUGACGAAUCGGGUUAUUGGUAAAGGAUAUGAGUCGGCUGGUCUCUAUCUCUUGGAUACAUCCUUACCCAAAUCCAUCUCUUGUCUUGGAGUUGGAACUGUGUUAGAGGCUCAUUAUCGACUAGGCCAUCCCUCUCUCCCGUUGUUAAAGAAACUUCAUCCUCAAUUUAAUAAGGUGUCAUCUUUACAGUGUGAUUCAUGUCAAUUUGCAAAACAUCAUCGAACUAGUUUAAGUCCCCGAGUCAAUAAACGAGCACAUGCUCCUUUUGAACUUGUUCAUUCUGAUGUUUGGGGCGCUUGCCCUGUUGUGUCCAAAACUGGUGUUAAGUAUUUUGUUACCUUUGUUGAUGAUUAUUCUCGUAUGACUUGGAUAUAUUUCAUGAAACGUCGUUCUGAGUUAUUUUCUCAUUUCUGUGCCUUUUGUGCUGAAAUUAAAACUCAAUUUAAUGUACCUGUUCGUAUUUUAAGGGGAGACAAUGCUCAAGAAUAUUUGUCUUCCUCAUUUAAGUCGUAUAUGGCUCAACAUGGCAUCAUUCAUCAAACUUCAUGUGUAGACACACCUCCACAAAAUGGAGUUGCUGAACGAAAGAACAGACAUCUAUUAGAAACUGCGUGGGCUCUUCUAUUCCAAAUGAAUGUGCCUAAACAGUUUUGGGCAGAUGCUGUGUCUACCGCAUGUUUUUUGAUCAAUAGAAUGCCAUCUACUGUUUUGGAUGGUAAAACUCCAUAUCAGUGCCUAUUUCCAAAUAAUGAAAAUUUUCCUAUCCCUCCUAAAAUAUUUGGUUGCACUUGUUUUGUACGAGAUGUUAAUCCCCAUUUAACAAAGUUAGAUCCCAAGUCAUUAAAGUGCAUUUUCUUAGGCUACUCUCGAGUUCAAAAGGGUUACGGAUGUUUUUGUCCAAGUACGGGUCGAUAUCUUGUUUCAAUUGAUGUCUCCUUUUAUGAAAAUACACCGUUUUCAUCAACAGAGACAAAUAUUUGUAGGGAGAAUGAUGAUAUACUCAUUUACACAGUCACUAUACCCGAGUCCACUGCUUCAGCCGUUGUUCCACAUGUUACUUUUCCUGAGCCUAGGCCCCCGGUACACUUGGUCUACACCCGUCGAAACAAAGUACAAGAUCACCCUCCACCUGUGGUUACUUAUCCUGAUACUGAUCCGGUCUCGAUCUCAUGUCCUGAACCAAUACUUGCAUCUCCAGAUCCUGCCUCUACAUCAGAUCUUGACCUCCCUAUCGCACUACGCAAAGGUACACGGUCUUGUACUCAUCCUAUUUCUUCAUUUGUGUCGUAUAAUCAGUUAUCAUCUACCUCAUGUUCUUUUAUUGCUUCCAUUGAUUCUAUUUCUGUUCCCAAAUCUGUUAAAGACGCUUUGUCUCAUCCUGAAUGGCGUCAUGCCAUGGUAGAGGAAAUGAAUGUUUUGGAUCUUAAUGGUACUUGGGAUUUGGUAGACUUGCCUACAGGGAAGAAAUCUAUUGGAUGUAAGUGGGUCUUUGCUGUAAAGGUUAACCCUGACGGAUCCGUUGCUCGUUUAAAAGCCCGAUUAGUAGCGAAGGGUUAUGCUCAAACCUAUGGUGUUGAUUAUUCUGACACUUUUUCUCCUGUUGCUAAAUUAACAUCUGUCAGGUUACUUAUUUCUCUUGCUGCAACUAAUGGUUGGCACUUACAUCAGUUGGACAUUAAAAAUGCAUUCUUGCACGGUGAUCUUCAAGAGGAAGUUUAUAUUGAGCAACCUCCAGGGUUUGUUGCUCAGGGGGAGUAUGGAAAAGUGUGUCGACUUCGCAAGUCUCUUUAUGGUUUGAAACAGAGUCCCCGUGCAUGGUUCGGGAAAUUCGGUCAAUCAAUUGAACGAUUUGGAAUGAUAAAGGGCAAAUCAGAUCACUCUGUAUUUUACAGACGAACAAAAGCAGGUAUCACAUUGCUUGUGGUGUAUGUCGAUGAUAUUGUGAUUACAGGGAGUGAUAAUGCAGGUAUUUUGGCUCUUAAGAAUUUUCUUCAUAGUCAAUUCCAGACGAAAGAUUUGGGCUCAUUGAAAUACUUCUUGGGGAUUGAGGUUAUACGGAGCAAGAAAGGCAUAUUUCUAUCUCAACGUAAAUAUGUGCUUGACUUGCUAACUGAAACAGGGAAACUGGGGGCAAAACCGAGCAAUACUCCCAUGAUUCCCAAUGUGCAGCUCACUCAUGAAGGCGUACCCUUCGAAGAUCCAGAAAGAUAUAGAAGGUUGGUUGGAAAGCUUAAUUAUCUCGCAGUUACCCGUCCAGAUAUUGCAUACUCAGUGAGUGUAGUAAGUCAAUAUAUGUCAUCUCCGACAGUUGAUCAUUGGAAUGCUGUAGAGCAUAUAUUAUGUUACUUGAAGGGGACACCAGGACGAGGUAUUGUUUAUCAAAAUCAUAAUCACAUGCGCAUAGAAUGCUUUGCAGAUGCUGAUUGGGCUGGAUCUAAAGAUGAUAGAAGAUCCACAUCUGGCUAUUGCGUCUUUGUUGGUGGUAAUCUCGUCUCUUGAAAAAGUAAGAAGCAGAAUGUGGUUUCUCGUUCGAGUGCUGAAUCAGAAUAUCGGGCUAUGGCACAAUCGGCAUGUGAGAUAAUCUGGAUAAACCAUCUAUUGAGUGAAAUCGGACUGAAGACACCAAUGCCUGCUAAACUCUGGUGUGAUAACCAGGCUGCUAUACACAUUGCCAACAACCCAGUGUUUCAUGAGAGAACAAAACAUAUUGAGGUCGAUUGUCACUUUGUUCGAGAAAAGAUACAACAAGGAUUGAUCUCUACAGGAUAUGUGAAGACGGGAGAGCAACUUGGAGACUUGUUCACUAAAGCACUAAAUGGAAUUCGUG